Epinephelus moara (kelp grouper) is the source of this 2768-nucleotide messenger RNA. It is a transcript of the gene amt, whose product is annotated as aminomethyltransferase. Gene Ontology annotation, cellular component: mitochondrion. The record is from RefSeq and is a predicted model, not a curated record. Gene Ontology annotation, molecular function: aminomethyltransferase activity; protein binding. Lineage: Eukaryota; Metazoa; Chordata; Actinopteri; Perciformes; Serranidae. The transcript is spliced from 10 exons. The coding region runs from base 115 to 1359 and encodes 414 amino acids. Gene Ontology annotation, biological process: glycine catabolic process.
GCCAGAAGAGCAGGAAUUCCAGUGUGAGGAGUCCAAAGAGUUUAGCAGCACAGCGGAAGUGUUACCCGUCAGGAGCGAGUGUGUGAGAGAGACUUCAGCGGGGGAUCAGGCGGCAUGAUGUGGGCUCGGUUGCUGGUCGGUGUCGGGGGCUCGGGGCUCGGGCUGCGGGCUUCCAGAGACGGUUUGCUGCGGGUGGCUGGAGCUGGAUGUGCGGGGAGGAGACAGGCUUCAAGUGCUGAGGCUGCCUGGAAGAAGACUCCACUGUUUGACUUCCACAGGGAGCAUGGGGGGAAGAUGGUGGAGUUUGCAGGUUGGAGUAUGCCUGUCCAGUACAAAGACAGUCACAUCGCUUCACACAUGCACACCAGAGAGCACUGCUCCAUCUUUGAUGUCAGCCACAUGCUGCAGACCAAAGUCCACGGCAAAGACAGGGUGAAGUUCAUGGAGUCUCUAGUAGUUGCAGAUAUUGCAGAACUCAAGGACAACCAGGGCACACUGUCCCUCUUCACCACUGAGAAAGGAGGGAUCAUCGAUGACCUCAUUGUGACAAAGACAGACCAGGGCUACCUCUACGUCGUCUCCAACGCUGGCUGCGCCGACAAAGACACAGCUCAUAUGAAGGCUCGACUGGCAGAGUUCAAAGCUAAAGGUUUUGAUGUGGAUCUGGAGUUCCUUGAUGAAGCGCUGAUUGCUCUGCAAGGUCCAUCCAUGUCUCAGGUGCUCCAGGCAGGGCUGAAAGAGGACCUCAGUAAGCUGACCUUCAUGACCUCCACCUUGGCCACUGUGUUUGGUAUCCCUGGCUGCAGGGUGACCCGCUGUGGAUACACUGGAGAGGAUGGAGUGGAGAUCUCCGUCCCUCAGUCCAGAGUGGUGGAGCUGACGGAGAAGCUGCUGGCUAACAGUGAGGUGAAGCUGGCCGGUCUGGGCGCCAGGGACAGUCUGCGGCUGGAGGCAGGGCUUUGCUUGUAUGGCAAUGACAUAGAUGAGACCACCACGCCUGUGGAGGGCACCCUAGUCUGGACCAUAGGAAAGCGUCGGCGUCAGGCCAAGGAUUUCCCAGGCGCUGACAUCAUUGUACCUCAAAUAAAAGCCAAGACAGCCAGGAAGAGAGUCGGCCUGGUGUCCACCGGCCCCCCCGUCAGGCAACACACACCCAUACUCAGCCCUGAUGGAAAGGUUAUAGGUGAGGUGACCAGCGGCUGCCCCUCCCCCUGCCUAAAAAAGAACAUUGCCAUGGGUUACGUGGACGCAGCGUUCACUAAGAACGGAACAGCCAUCCAGGUCGAGGUCAGGAAAAAAGCAGUGCCCGCCACCGUCAGCAAGAUGCCCUUCGUUCCCACCAACUACUAUUCUGGAUAGGAAGGACACACACAUAUAGCACACCCACCCAUACACAUGCAUACACAAUACAUACACUGGAAACAUUCCUAAACCCUGUCCCGUAUUUACCAAUGCUGCCCCCGUCUGUUUACCUCCAGCAAUACAACACUGAAAAAAGACUGAAAGUCUUUGUUUGUGAGCUCUCUGAGAGAGAAUUACCCAAUAUGACAAACUACUAUACAAUACAGUAUUUGUGCUGGUCAUGUGAUCAGGCACUUUCAUUGUGAAGCAUAUUAAAUGCACAAGAGUAUAAAGUGAUGGGUGCUUUGAGGACAACAGGAUGCUACAAGACUUUGUGCAGGACAUUUUAAACAGCAGGCUGUCUCUCUACAAGCAGCUAGUGUGCUGCCUGUGUGUGUGUUUGUUUAAGAAAGGCUGCAUCCAUUAACAUGGAUUCAUCUGUGGAUGGGUGUGCAUGAAAUAAAUUAAAAGCAGUAUUGUUGAGUCUGAGAACGUACAGUAUGUGCGACAGUAUGGGUUUAGAUGCUGUGUUAACAUGAUUUGUAGACCAAGCACUGUUAUUUUUUUCUACUUUAUAAGCGGAGAGCAGGUUGAACUGAAUCAACUUCCUGCACUACCAGUAAGAUAAGAAAGAAUGAGGCUGUGUGAAUCCAUUAAACACAAAGAUUGAAUUAACCUUUUGUUGUAGAUUGUAGGUUUCGCUAAUAAAACAUGACAUCAUUUACUUUUUUGCCACUGGACCAAAACAAAGAGAUUCCAAAUCUUUCUUCUGAUGUUUUAACAGUACAUGUUGGCUUUUUUUUAAGGUCUGUCAAAUGUCACAGUGCCAAAUUUCUAUCCAUAGUAUUAUUAGUUGUAAACAGCUUGAUCAAGGGAGGUCAGACAGGGCCAACUAAUAAUCCUUUCAACACAUAACCCUUAUCUGAAGUAUGUUAAUCAACACUAACGUGCUGGUUCAGUUUGUCGAACUGGCAUUUUGUACUAAUUAGCAAAUUUUCUCAAGGAGUUGUUUUUGGAAAGAUUUUAAGAGGGGUUCUAGUUUGCUCUGUUGCUAUGGUGAAAAACCUGAUCUCUACACCAACUACUGUUUAUAAUAUGAUCAUAUGAUGAACCUAAAAGAGAAAUUGACAUUACAUGUGGUACAAUGAAAACCUUACUUGAAUAUGUUAAUUGUCAUCAUGUGUUUUCUGUCUAGCAACUAAUGAAAAGUAAUUUUAUUGUCUUUGGACUUUCUAUAGAACGCUGAAUGUAUUAUUUUGUUAGAAAUAACAACAUACUUAAUAUAGAAAUACUACUGAUUUAUAGAUUGUCAGGUUUUCUGUCUUGAAGAUGCACUUUUUGCGUCACUGUGGAUUUUAAUAUUUAACUGAAUUUUCAUGUUAACAUUUUGAAUAACGUAGAAAAUAUUUUCUCUUUAUUAAAGACUA